Molecule: messenger RNA, 507 nt
Organism: Phaeoacremonium minimum UCRPA7
Lineage: Eukaryota; Fungi; Ascomycota; Sordariomycetes; Togniniales; Togniniaceae
Product: putative major facilitator superfamily transporter protein
Exons: 1
Coding region: 1-507 (168 amino acids)
Biological process (GO): transmembrane transport
Molecular function (GO): transmembrane transporter activity
Source: RefSeq, a predicted model, not a curated record
AUGACGGGGGUGUACAUACAGCAAACCGGCAAGUACAUCCUCACAGUGUACAUUGGCCUGCCAAUCACGAUACUCGGGAUAGGGCUGCUUAUUGACAUCGACGUUCACGUUGAUUGGGCCAAGCUUGUGACCUUUCAGAUCAUUGCCGGCACUGGCAUCGGCAUGAACUUCGAGGCGCCUCUGCUUGCCAUGCAAGCCGCCAUUGACGUCAAGGAUAUGGCCACCGGGACUGCCACGUUUGGAUUCUUUCGGACCUUGUCUACAGCAGUCUCGGUUGUCAUUGGCGGCGUGGUCUUUCAGAACCAAAUGGCAAAUCAGGCGCCGGAGCUCGCAGCGAGUAUUGGCCCUGAGCUUGCUGGUGAGCUCUCUGGUGGAGACGCGGCGGCGAGCAUUGGCCUCAUCGAUACACUCUCUCCCUCACAGAAGGUGGUCGUGCAACAGGCACUCAAUAGAUCUCUCAGAGAUAUGUGGAUCAUGGUCAGUCUUCACCUUACUCGAAUUAGGUAA